Messenger RNA from Oncorhynchus mykiss (rainbow trout), 924 nucleotides. Lineage: Eukaryota; Metazoa; Chordata; Actinopteri; Salmoniformes; Salmonidae. The record is from RefSeq and is a predicted model, not a curated record.
UAGGGCUGACUGCCUGUCUGUCUGUCCCUCCCUCACUCCAAUUGGAUAAGGCCACACCGGUCCGGUGGCCAAUCGAUGGCUUUUGUGGCGAGGUAUAAGUAAGACUCUCGAGGUGGCCAGCGGCUCAUUCAGACUUUCUGUGACAUACUGAAGCUACCAAUAUGAGCGGAAGAGGCAAAACCGGAGGCAAGGCCAGGGCGAAGGCAAAGACACGUUCAUCCCGUGCCGGGCUCCAGUUCCCCGUGGGCCGUGUGCACAGGCUGCUGCGUAAAGGCAACUACGCCGAGCGUGUGGGCGCUGGCGCACCAGUGUACCUGGCCGCAGUGCUCGAGUACCUGACUGCUGAGAUCCUGGAGUUGGCCGGAAACGCUGCCCGUGACAACAAGAAGACUCGUAUCAUCCCCCGUCACCUGCAGCUGGCAGUCCGUAACGACGAGGAGCUGAACAAACUGCUUGGCGGCGUGACCAUCGCGCAGGGUGGUGUUCUGCCCAACAUCCAGGCAGUGCUGCUCCCCAAGAAGACUGAGAAGGCCGUCAAAGCCAAGUAAAAUCGCUGGUGCGGCUGCAACUUGACUACUCAACCCCCAAAGGCUCUUUUAAGAGCCAACCACCUAGCUCAACAAAAGCGCAAAGUGUCCUUUCUAUGCCUGGCCAAUUAUUUGGCGUGUUAGAUACACACACAUAUAGACGGCACCGUAUCAAGUGCCCACAUGAGGCCUAAAUGAAGGAUAACAACUAGUAGGCUAGAAUGAGAGCAUUAUUGCGCGUCAAGUGUAACGUUGCUCGCGGCCCUAACAAAAGACCCAAGCGCGCCUCGGCGAGGGUGGGGGUUGCAUUUUGGGGCGGCACGGAGAGGCCGAGCCUCCCGUCCAAUGGGCGGCGGAGGAGGCCUCCGCAACGGGCCAAUCAGGGCGGUGCGGAGAU